AUGAAUACAACAGUAGCUACAUAUUCAGAACAUGUACAGAGCCGAAGAAGUUCCAUAGAAACUAUCUACAGCAUUCAAGGCAUUGAAACUGAUUUUGUGCGCGACACGUCUGACACAGAGUGGUACAGCGGACAGGAGGAGGACGUGGAGUAUGAGCCGGAUACGGCAGACGAGAGUGAGAAUAAGGCACCGGUCAGUGAGAACUCGUCAGGAGACGAGAUAAUCGAGACGAAAGUAAUAGAAGUGCUCGUAGCCGACGAUGGGGAGUUGCUCAUGGCGGAUUCGGAACACACGGUGUCGAGCAGCGACAGUGAGCUGGACCUGCAUGACUACUGGAACUGCGCGCACUGCGGCGCGCCCAACAACAACCCGCGGUAUAGACUCUGCGAGAAGUGCUUUAAGGUACGUAAAAACUUCUUCCCGCCGAGACCGAAGCGAAAACACAAAAUUAAAUCGAAAAGCGAACCGGAAUCCCUUCCGCGUACAUUCUCACAGGAUUCGGGCGUGGAGUCACAAGCACAAUGCUCCCAAGACUCACAAUUGUCCCAAAAUUCCCAAACUUCACAAAAUUCACAAAAUGGCGGUGUAAAACGUUCGGCUGAGUCGCCAGACAUACAAAGAAAAAAAUUCAAAAGCGACUUAGAUAGUUUGGCAUCGGAUUUCGAGGAAGACGCGAAUUCUGACAGACUUAGUACGAAAAGUCCGGAAGUUAGGCCCUUAGUUAAAAUGGUUAGUGAUCCUGCACUUACUGUUGAAAAUGUUGCGUCGGCGAAUAGGAACGUAAGUAGUUUGAAUGAAAAAGAUUCGAAAAUGUGUAUAGCUUGUGAUUCAGAACCUAAAUCGGGUGUGUUUGUUCACGGUCGUAUAGCUCAUAUGUGCUGUUGUUAUAAAUGCGCAAUGAAAGUUUGGGCAAGUACUAAAAGGUGUCCACUUUGCAAUCGGAAAGUAAGUAAUGUGUUGAAAGUGAUUAUG
Brenthis ino (lesser marbled fritillary) is the source of this 972-nucleotide messenger RNA. Lineage: Eukaryota; Metazoa; Arthropoda; Insecta; Lepidoptera; Nymphalidae. The record is from the annotation of a GenBank genome assembly.